Neoarthrinium moseri is the source of this 4476-nucleotide messenger RNA. RefSeq lists its product as uncharacterized. NCBI's taxonomy places the organism in Eukaryota, Fungi, Ascomycota, Sordariomycetes, Amphisphaeriales, Apiosporaceae. Gene Ontology annotation, molecular function: ATP binding; RNA binding. Bases 1 to 4476 code for a protein of 1491 amino acids. The record is from RefSeq and is a predicted model, not a curated record. The transcript is spliced from 6 exons. Gene Ontology annotation, cellular component: intracellular anatomical structure.
AUGGCGGGCAAGAACAGCAAGAAGAAGACGAAACCCGCGGCCAAUCCGGCCAGAGGUUUCGCCACCACCUCGGUGGCCUCCAAGGUCGUCGCCCGGGUCGACAAUGCCGACGAAACCACGUCUCCAGCUCCCAAGGCCGCUACUCCCUCGUCUGCUCCUCACGAUCCCAAAGGUGCCGCCCCUGUCCCCGAUACGACGCCCACUGCCCCCGUCCCCAACGGCCGCCCCAGCCAGGACGAACUCACACCGGAGGAGUUUGAGAGGCAGCUGGAAGAGUCGGAGCUGCAGCUACUAGUCGAGAAGCAUGCCCAAAAGGUCAAGAGGGACGCCCAGCGGCAGAAGUCCAGACUCGAGACGGACCGCCGCCUGCUUCGUGGCCAGGCCGAACCGCUCAACACACGCAAAUGGCUUCCCGCCGAGCUCAUGGACCACAUCUUGGACAUGAUACGGGCCGAGGGCCGUUUCAGCAACGCUGCCUUGGGGACAGAAUCCGCUAGUCCUGGGAAACUGCUACCCGAAGAAGACUUGACCAUGAAGCUGUGGACGCUGCAGCAGACCCUCAAGCCGGCCGGCUUCCCCGAAGAGCGAGUCAAGUCGGUCUUGCAACAUGUGCUGGAUAUAGCCCCCAAUAUUGCCGGGGCUGCUAAGGACAACAUCUGGGGCCUCGAGGAAGCCCUGGAAUGGCUAGCUCGUGAGUGCACCAGAGACGAGCUUCCCGAUUACGAGCAGAGGGGCAAGGUGGGCGCUCGCCUGGCUGAGACGCCUCAAGACACUCCACUCCCCUCGGGUGCCACAACACCACGGUUCCUCGAGCCAAAUGGUCCGCCGAAAUCUGCUGGUCUGAAGAAUGGCUCGGCCAAAUCGCGCUCCUCUCGUGAGGCGUCACCUAGAAAGGUCGUCGUUACAUGUGAUAGUGAUAUCGAGCCUGAUGACCUCAUCUCCGUCUACCUGGAGACCAAGACCAAGCUCUUUCAUAUGCAGCGCCCGAGACAGGAGACCAAGCGGCCCAAGAAGGCAACAAACGGUUCCGUCAAUGGCAAUGGGUCACUCGCAGUUGAUUCGUCCUCGCCAGAGGAAGAGUUGAAAGAGGCGAAACUCCUUGCCAAGAUUGACCGCAUCGACCAGGAUCCAUUAUUUGACAAGCCCCUUGCCGAACACCAGUGGCGGAGUGAUCGGAUCGUCUUGGAACAAGACUAUGCUGCAGCAAAAAGGCAGCAGGCCGAGGAAGCGAAGCGCGACGAGGGGUCGGACGCGGCACCAGAAGUAGAGGUCGACUCUGAUGAUGAAAUUGCGAAGGAAGCCAAGAAGAUCGCCAAUGAGGUUCUGGAGCAGGAUGCCAGCGACGAAGAUGCGUCGUUGUCCGACCUCUUUGCCAGCCUGCCGGUCGAAGAAGUCGAUCCCAGCACUGGCAAGACGGCCAACGUUAUCAACAACACCGACGGUUCCAAAGUCUUCAUCCGUGACUAUGGUAACAAGUGGACAGGCGUAAGCCCAACGCGGGCUUUGGAGGAGGCUUGCCGGUCGAGGGAUUCAUCGGCGAAAGUUGUAUACAGACUUAUGUCUGAGGCGCCAUUUGCCAACCGCCACAUGGUAAUUAUUACAUGGUCCAAGCCACAGGACCUCAUCACGCCGGAAGUAUCUCACAUUGAAUGCUCCAUAUACCCUCAACAGUUCGCUUUCCAGAUGGCGACCAUUGCUACUCCCGAUUCAAAGCAGUCGGAGGCCUAUGUCGCAACCGUGGCACUCUUCGCCAUAUCUGGAUCAACAAAGGAAGAAAAGGUCUUUAUGCGCCUGCCUGCAACUUGGAAGGAUCUCUGGACAGAGCUCUCAGAGGCGAAGAAGAACCAAGGUGAUGCCCAAGACCGUGCAUUCAUCAAGGAUCUGCGCACUUUGGUUCGUCAGAGGCAAGACCAGGAGGAAGAGGAGGGUGUUGUUCUCCAAAGUGCCUUCAAAGGCCGUGGUACAAACCGUAAUGGAACUCCCGACCCGUCUGCCUUCGAAAGAGUCAACGGGCAGAAUCUCGGUCCCGAGUUCUACCAUCGGAUCUGGGCUGACAAGAUCAACAACCCUCGAUUCCAUCACAUGCUGCAAGCCCGGAUGCAGCUUCCCAUGUGGUACUUUAGGGAGCAGGUGCUUGAGGCAGUUGAUCAGAACCAGGUUGUCAUAAUUUGCGGCGAGACUGGAUGUGGCAAGAGUACACAGGUACCGUCAUUCCUCCUGGAGCACCAGCUUUCUCAAGGUCGCGCUUGUAAGAUCUACUGCACGGAACCCCGGCGUAUCUCGGCCAUUUCACUCGCCCGUCGUGUUAGUGAGGAACUUGGCGAAGGCCGAAAUGACUUGGGAACCAACAGAUCGCUAGUGGGAUAUUCCAUUCGUCUUGAAGCCAAUACCUCUCGAGAAACUCGGCUGGUGUUUGCAACAACUGGUAUUGUGAUGCGGAUGCUAGAGGGCUCAAACGAUCUGGGGGGAAUCACGCAUCUUGUCCUGGAUGAAGUGCACGAACGCUCAAUUGAGUCUGACUUCCUGCUCAUUGUUCUCAAGAAGCUGCUGGAACUCCGAAAAGAUUUGAAGGUUGUUUUGAUGUCUGCCACUGUCGAUGCCGAAAAAUUCUCAAAAUACAUGGGCGGGGCUCCGGUGCUUAAUGUUCCAGGCCGUACAUUCCCGGUGAAGGUCAACUACCUGGAGGAUGCAUUGGAACUUACAGGAUAUACGCCUGAACAACGCAACCCGAACGAGAAGAUGACCGAUCUGGACGACGAUCCUGCUGAGAGCGAGAGUGAUCGUGGUUCAUUAACUGACGCCGCCAAAGACUUGCGGCAAUACUCGCCAAAAACACGAAAUACACUAUCCGUCUUCGACGAAUAUCAAAUCGACUUCGAGCUCAUCGUUCAGCUGAUUGGAAGAGUUGCUGUGGAUCCAGCUUACGUGAAUUAUAGCAAGGCAAUCCUGGUCUUCUUGCCUGGUAUUGCUGAGAUUCGAUCCUUGAACGAAGCCAUCUUAGGGCAGCCAUUCUUUCAACGUGACUGGGAAGUCUUUCCCUUGCACUCGACCAUAGCGACGGAGGACCAAGAGCGUGCUUUCCUUGUGCCGCCGCCUGGUGUCAGGAAGAUUGUUUUGGCCACCAACAUUGCGGAAACAGGAAUCACAAUCCCAGACGUCACAUGCGUCAUCGACACUGGCAAGCAUCGUGAAUCGAGAUUCGACGAGAGGAGGCAGUUAUCUCGGCUGAUCGACACUUUCAUCUCUCGCGCGAAUGCAAAGCAGCGACGUGGCCGAGCCGGCCGUGUGCAAGAGGGCCUGUGCUUCCAUAUGUUCACCAAGUAUCGCCACGACAAGCUCAUGAGUGAUCAGCAAACUCCAGAGAUGCUUCGUCUGUCCCUCCAGGACUUGGCUAUGCGCGUCAAAGUCUGCAAGAUCGGCGGCAUCGAAGAGACUCUGGCUGAAGCUCUUGACGCCCCUUCUGCCAAGAACAUCCGCCGAGCAAUCGAUGCUCUCAUCGACGUGCGUGCUCUCACAGCUGGCGAGGAGCUAACUCCUCUUGGCGUCCAGCUGGCACGUAUUCCCCUCGACGUUUUCCUAGGGAAACUCAUUUUGCAGGGCACGAUAUUCAAGUGUCUCGAUAUGGCCAUUACAUGCGCCGCAAUUCUGUCUUCGAAGUCACCUUUCUCUGCCCCCUUUGGCCAACGUGCUCAAGCCGACCAAGCGCGCAAAGCCUUCCGGAGGGGUGACUCCGACCUUCUGACGGUCUACAACGCGUAUCUGGGCUGGAAGAAGACGUGCCAAACACAGACACAUCAAGACUUCCAGUUCUGCAAGAAGAACUUUCUGUCACCACAAACCCUCUCCAAUAUUGAAGACCUGAAGGGACAACUUCUAGUUUCACUUGUCGAUUCUGGCUUCUUAAAGCUUACGGAAGACGAGCGACGCACUUUGAACAGGCUACGGUAUGCUAGUAGACGCCGGCAGUUCUUUGAACUGCCGCAGCGAGUCGACGUUAACAGUGAAAACGAUAUCAUUUCAGCGUCUGUCAUCUCUUGGAGCUUUUAUCCUAAACUGCUUAUGCGGGAGAACAAGGGCUUCCGCAAUGUUGGGAACAACCAGAGCAUUAGCCUUCAUCCGUCAAGUGUCAACAAGGGCCACCUAGAACUGAAAUGGCUGUCUUACUACAAUAUCAUGCAGUCUAAACAGUUUCUCAACGCCCACGAGACGACCGCAGUCGAGAAUUUUGCCAUCGCUCUACUAUGCGGCGACGUGCGCAUCGACAUGUUUUCGGGUGUCAUCGUCCUUGACGGAAACCGGGCUCGCUUUAGCGUCCCAGAUUGGAAGACAAUGCUCGUCAUCAAAGUGCUACGCGCACGACUUCGUGAUGUCCUCACGCGCUCGUUCAAGAACCCUGGAAAACUCCUUACCUCCCAACAGGAGAAAUGGCUGGACGCUUGGCAACGGAUAUUCGGCCAAGAUUUUGCAAAGCCAUAA